GUUUUGGUAGCUAUAUAAUCAGCCAUGGCUGCCUCUGUUGGGUUCCUCGGCGUGCUUAUUAUACCAUUCCUCCUGCUAGGACUUUUUGAUAUGAUAAGAGUCAUGACUACAAAAUCCAUAACCCAAACAGCCACCUUCCAGCUUCCUGGCAUUGGGCGGCGAGGUACAGGUAUCCUAGUCGGGCACAGUAUCACCCUCAAUCCCGAUGCUGGCGCGCACGACAUGAACGAGCCUCGCGAGGCCUGGGCUCUCAAAUCUGGCCUAUACACCCCACGACAACUCGUCGAGAGCUUUGCUCCCCUGCUUGAUACUGUCGUCCUUCGCCUGGGCCCUGACCCUCCCAACGUGCGAUCGUCGCGAUGUCAGUUGUUGGACAACCUUGCUGCGAACCUGGACACCAACACUCGAGAAGCGUCCAUGCGUUUCCCCAAUGAAGACCUUGACGACUCACGCACAGAGAUCGCCGACCAAGCCAGGGGGAUUGGUAAGACGCUGGUGCAAUACGCGCGCAGCCACACUGGUGCUGUUGUCAAUCCCGACCUGUACCUCCGCAGUCCAUGUGAAGGGCACCUGCUCACGAAGCCGAAUGUUGAUCUGAUGUUUGGUCCUCGCAGCGAGCCACACCUGAUGCAGCUGUUCAACGAAUAUAUGCACCAGAUGGUACUUCUUCGCGACGCCCUCAUCCCUUUUAAAAACUACGAAGACGUUGUUAUUCCUAUUGAUGGCCAAGCCGCCCGGGGUAUGCGCUACCUGGAGCCGAGCCGUUCUGAAUUCCUCGUCCAGCUUUGGACUAGACAAGUGUCACAGUCGGCGGUUGUGAAGCUCGCACAGGCCCUUCUGGCUCCGAGCAUUCUAGCUCAGAAUUCGAGAACCACCUCAGGAUACGGUUUCCAGUACGCACAUGGCCUUGUCCUCCCCGCUGUUCUCGCUGGAGGGGAGACCCCGUUUCAUCUACUCCAGUACAUUGCAGCUCGGCUAGUUGAGGAUGCAACCAAUGAUAUUCUCUUCGACUACGAAAUGCAGGAUUACUACUCUGCCCGCCGCAUGGAAAUUUCUGGAGCUGCAGCUACCCAGGCUCCGGCUUCUUACCCGCCAGGCACAGAGAGUCCUGCUGUGCAAAGGGCCACUAUCGAAAUUCGGCCAGCGGUGUCUGACUCAGACUCGCCAACAGUCCCAAGUCGACAUCUGGAACUCCGUCUGGAGCUGGAUAAUGGCCGGUCAAUUUCCGUGGACGUCGGCCAAGUUUGCCGCGGCCAUCGCUACGCAUACAUUGCACACCAGGCGUCUUCCGCAUCUAUACCCGAAAAUGGCAUUCAAACUGGGACCGAUGACGCGAAAACAUCCGAUGUGAUUGUGCAUGAUGCUACCUCUGUCCUUCGGUCCGGGGAGGACGGCCUUGUCACUGCCAAAGGCGGGUUGCAUAUAAUCCCCGUCCAGGAUCCACUGGUCUCUUUGGCCCUAAUGGGGGUGCUCUAUCCUGAAAAUGUAGUGCUUCUCCCGAUGGAAGAGAGAUUGGAGCAAGCAGAGAAUUCUGGGAAGGGGCUGGAGCCAAAGUUUGUUCUCUGGGGUGGCGUGGAGAGGGGUGGGCUAAGAGGAAGAUUCCAAUAUUCUAUUCCUACUUGAUUAUAUUUUAAGAGAUUAUACACAAGUCAGACAGGCGUACGCGGGCUCAUCACUUUAUACAAGAACAAUAGUUCUACGCUAUCAGGAUACUCAAUAUCAGGGAAGAAAGUUUGGCC
This is a messenger RNA of Aspergillus versicolor CBS 583.65, 1739 nucleotides long. RefSeq lists its product as uncharacterized. The coding region runs from base 25 to 1623 and encodes 532 amino acids. Lineage: Eukaryota; Fungi; Ascomycota; Eurotiomycetes; Eurotiales; Aspergillaceae. The transcript has a single exon. The record is from RefSeq and is a predicted model, not a curated record.